ACCCUAGGGUUUUAAUUGUGUUUUCGAAUAGAUAGCUAUGCCGGAGCUUCCCGAGGUAGAGGCCGCGCGGCGGGCGGUGGAGCUCCACUGCAAGGGCCUCAUUUGCCGCGCCAGCGUCGCCGACGACACGACCGUGAUCGAAGGCAUGGCGCCGUUUGAUAUGCAGCGCCGCCUUGUGGCCAAGAGGAUCGUCGCGGCGCAUCGCAAAGGCAAGCAGCUGUGGCUGGAGCUGGACGAGCCCCCAAGCAUUUGCUUCCAGUUUGGCAUGGCCGGAGCUGUGUAUGUGAAAGGAGUAAAGAGCACGAAGUAUGUGAGGUCCGCUGUGAAGGAUGAAGAUGAGUGGCCCUCCAAAUACUCCAAAGUUCAUCUCGUGCUGGACACUGGUGUGGAGAUGUCGUUCACGGACAAGCGCAGGUUUGCACGGGUUCGACUUUUACAAGAUCCACGCUUGUCUCCGCCAAUAUCUGAACUGGGACCGGAUGCUUACACAGAGCUUCCGGAUGAAACUACUUUCGCCGACUCUGUUGCGAAAAAGAAGACGGCUAUCAAGGCUGUUCUACUUGACCAGAGCUUUAUCGCGGGGAUUGGCAACUGGAUUGCUGAUGAAGUACUCUAUCAGUCUAGAAUACAUCCUGAGCAACCAGCGUCCACCUUAACAGCUAUAGAUUGCGAGCGACUUCGUGGGGCUAUCAAAGAGGUUGUGAUGACUGCGGUUGACGUUGAUGCUGAUCUUGAACGCUUUCCUAGAGAUUGGCUUUUUCAUCACCGCUGGGGUAAAAAGCCUGGCAGUGUUCUUGAAACGGCCAUCGCUGUGGAAGGCGAUUCGUCCCAGUAUCCAGACGACUGGAUUUAUCAACACCGCGAGAAGAAAUCUGGUGCUACUGUGAAUGGGAAAAAGAUCGAGUUCAUCACUGUUGGCGGAAGGACGUCUGCUUAUGUGCCGGAGCUGCAGAAGUACGAUGGGGUUCCAAAGAAGAAGACGCCAUCGAGGAAGAAAUCUAUCAAGGGGAAAGUGGACGACGAGAACGAAGUGGAAGAAGAGGAGGAAGCCGCGCCAAAGAAGAAGGCUGUCUCCCGGAAGAAAAAACCCGUGGACGACGACGGGGAAUCUGAUGGUGAUGACAAACCAAAGAGGAAAGGGGGUGCAGUGAAGGCAAAAAGCGAUGACGUUGAGCAAGAAGCACCAAAGAAAAGGGGAAGGCCUGCAAGGAAUCAAGCAAAGGAUGAGGCUAAGUUGGACGACGAGGACUUGAGCUAUGGCCUCGGAGCAAAAUGCGUUGGUGGUGGAAGUGGAUUAAAUCCGAGCACAGUGGCAGCAGCAGUAAGAUCGCAGUGGUCAUCGUUUCUCGGUAAGUUUCCGAGAUUCAAAGAGGCUUGCCCCUCUUUGAAUUCGUAUCCUUAUAGUCAGCAGCAGCAGCAGGAGUGCUUUACGAUCGGGAUUUCUAGCUGUAGUAGCAACAGGUUAAGUGCGUUGAAUCGCAUCGUCUCUCGAGCUCCUUUGAGAGUAGAAGGGCGACUCGGGAUUAAAUUCCUGUCCUACGUUCUCCGAAAAUCCGCCUACUUAUAAGCAAAUACAAGUUUUUUUUCUA
Messenger RNA from Selaginella moellendorffii, 1589 nucleotides. Its product is annotated as formamidopyrimidine-DNA glycosylase. The coding region runs from base 38 to 1567 and encodes 509 amino acids. The transcript has 12 exons. Gene Ontology annotation, molecular function: damaged DNA binding; zinc ion binding; oxidized purine nucleobase lesion DNA N-glycosylase activity. Lineage: Eukaryota; Viridiplantae; Streptophyta; Lycopodiopsida; Selaginellales; Selaginellaceae. Gene Ontology annotation, biological process: base-excision repair. Gene Ontology annotation, cellular component: nucleus. The record is from RefSeq and is a predicted model, not a curated record.